Molecule: messenger RNA, 600 nt
Organism: Saccostrea echinata
Lineage: Eukaryota; Metazoa; Mollusca; Bivalvia; Ostreida; Ostreidae
Product: apolipoprotein D-like
Exons: 4
Coding region: 1-579 (192 amino acids)
Source: RefSeq, a predicted model, not a curated record
AUGAAGGCAAUGUUUCUAGUGCAGGUUUUCUUUCUGGGGCUUUGCAAUGCAUUUAUACUGGGUGCCAAUUCCUGCAAGUCCCCACCAGUGGCCACUGGAUUCCAGAAUGAGAGAUAUAACGGUCUGUGGUAUGAGGUAUCUAAGGCACAGACCGCUGGCGGGGGGUUCUUUGAGAAAGACUGCGUAUGCACGACAAUAGACGUACAACCUGUUCCCUCCUCUACAGCCGGGGACUCCAAAGCCAUCAACAGCUGUAGAAAACUGGCACCGAGUGGGGAUUUUAUGAACGCUACAGGAACACUGUCAAACGAGGGACCACUGGGUCACUGGAAAGAAGGGUUCUUCCCCGGAGCACCUAAAGCAGAUUACACUAUUAUAUACCUAACAGAUAACGUAGCUGUAGAGUAUGACUGCAGCUCCUUUUUGGGCCUCAUUACAAACUACUGCAUCCACAUCCUGUCACGAACCCCUACCAUCACCCCCGACGGGGAGAACGCCGCCAUUAAAUACGCAGAGAGUUUAGGAUUAAACACUCAAAAUUUACCUUACCAUAAAACUUUACAAUCAGGGUGCUGGUGAUUUCAAAAUCUGGAAACACCA